Psilocybe cubensis is the source of this 4242-nucleotide messenger RNA. RefSeq lists its product as uncharacterized. Lineage: Eukaryota; Fungi; Basidiomycota; Agaricomycetes; Agaricales; Agrocybaceae. The coding region runs from base 1 to 4242 and encodes 1413 amino acids. The record is from RefSeq and is a predicted model, not a curated record. The transcript has 4 exons.
AUGUCUUUCUCGUCAGGCUCAUCUUUUCAUGAGGUCAUCCUUCAACAACUUGGAGGCACCUUUGACCACGGGAGGCCUGCCAAGCUUCGCCAACUCUGCUCAGCCACCUCACCUCACAAUAACAAUACGGUCGCUGUGAGUAAUGUUUUGGCGGCCAUCCUUUCCUCCUGGGGUCCCAACAUUCUCAGCGGCAGUCUUCAUGGUCAUAUCCGCACUCAACCCAACAAUGCUUCUGCAUUUACUCUAGCUGUCAACGUGAUUAAAGCCCAAUUCCUCCAAUAUAGACGUCGAAUUCAUGCUCUGGAAGCUGAAGUUGAAGAUCUUAGGCAUGACAACGUAAUGUACCACUCGGACGUAGGCGCUCUCGAGUCAGAGCUCUCUAAUAUGCGAGUCAACUAUUACACCGAAGUCUCACAGCGUCAUCAAUACGAGGAACUUGCUAAGAAGGACGAUGAGUUGGUGAAGAACCUUCAAAUGGAAAUCGCCUUACUUAAAAGGAAAAUUGCGCUGGCCGAGCAAGAAAAAGACGAAAACAAUUUUCUCAAGGCAGAGAACGGUAUCCUCCAGGCAGAGCUUGAGGCAGUGCGGUCGACACAUUCUCGUGCGGAUUUGUUGAAGUGCGAGGAGUUGAGGGCUCUGAAAGCUGUUCUCGAAGAGGAGCGUUCCCAGGCGGAACUCGACGAGCACGAAAUAAAGUUACUCAAGACUGAAGUUGAUGUUCUCAGAGAGAACCAUCGUCGAGCAGAGCUCGAUAAAUGUCAAAUCAAAUUAUUGAAGGCUGAGAUAUCCUCCCUGAAAGAAGAGCAUACGCAGGCGGAGCACUUCAUCCGAGCCAUGGUCGACAUUAAGGCUUGUGGUUCUGUGCUAUCUGGUGCUGCCCAGGCAGUAUUAGCGGGAGGAGAUGCUGAGGACGUGCUUGUUGAGGCAGUCAAAUUAGCAUCAAGCCGCAAAGGAUCUCCAUGGUCUCGCAUUAUCCCCGCUGUCGUCGGCCCUCGUGCUCCCGAACACUAUCUCUCUGCUAUUGAAAUUGCCCUCAAAGCCAGGAAAGAAUUGCAGGAACGCCGAAAGGCUGCAAAAUUCUGGAAACUCGCUGCUUUGGCAUCAACUGCCAACACCGGUAUUAUUACACCCUCUUCCUCACAAAUCUCUGAUAUCUGCGACGACAUGGUCAAAGGACAGCGUUAUCCCGAAGUCAAUGAACCACUUCCUGCCGAGCCGCCUGUCUCUUAUACUGCUAAAACCGAUGAAAAUCUUCCGCCUACCAAGGUGAAUGCUGAGGCUUUGACAAUCGGAUCGACACCCGAUUCGAUAUAUGAGUCGGCAGAACCUCCUGUUGGCUCGUUUGCAAGUUUUCAAUCCGAAUCAACACAAACCAUCAAGGUUUCAACCCCUGCUUUGCAACGGAAUGGUUCCGUUGACGAACAUACCGAAAAUCAGUCAUUCGCCUUCGCAGAAAGGACACCUUCAGAGUCAAUAAACCCCGUGCUUUUGGGUAUCCAAACUACUCAGGCCAUCAUUGAAGACAUCAGGGAAUCUUUCACUGUCGUGGAACAAAGCACCAAACUGGCAGAAAAUGAAAAUGCGCAUGUUGAGAGCACAACCCAAUCAAAGGCAGUUUUUCUACCCCAAAGUAAGGUGACUUCUGAAAGUGCUCUUCAGGACGAAAGUGUUCUUCAGGACGAAAAUGUUCUUCAGGACGAAAGUGUUCUUCAGGACGAAAGUGUUCUUCAGGACGAAAGUGUUCAGGACGAAAGCGUUCUACAGCCAGAAGAAAUUCUUCGGCAUACACUCUCUCAUUCUAACAACAGUGAUCCACCCUCGAGCAUCACAGAGAGUGAAGGUGCUGUAGCGCCGGAUAUCAUUGAAGCCGACAGAGAAACUCAAUCCUCUUCGCCAUCAUUCAAUUCAGAGCGAUCUACGACGCCGAUUCGUAGCAUUACAGCUCCCCACAGUCGUACACCGUCCAAAAUUUCCCGACCUACAUCCGCCAAGAGCAAGCCUGCUACACCUGUUAUGGAUAGGACUCGUCCUCGACUAAUUAGUCCUUUGAAAUCCCCAUCUCCCAAUACGUUUUUGAAAAGUUCACGAGUCGCAGAGUUCCUUCAGACUUCCCGUAAAAACUCAGAACUUUUCGUCAAACCCCUCAAAACCGUGGGCCGCCCAACUUCUCCCAUUAGGUCAAGGUUGUCUACGUCUCGAACUAAUGUUCUCCAGCGCCCCGCUCUCCAGACUUUCAACCUCAAUGUGCCUGCUUCAGCUACCAAAGAACAAAAGGCGAAAGAGGCGGACAAAAAGACAAGGUCCUCUGUCAAGUUGGAAUCUGUGGGUAAUCAGGCUUUACCUAAACCAAUCAACAAGGACAUCCGGAAACGUCGCGGUGUCAUCAUGAUAGAAAGGGUAGACAUCAAUGGGUCUUCGAAUAUAGAUAAAGUUACUAAUACUCACGAAAUUCAAGACAAAGUUCAAGACAUGCCUCGCUUCCCUUCCUCUGUCUCGACGGAUGUUUUCAGCGACCAAAGUAAUACGAAAGUAAAGGAGGGAGACGUCAAGAUCAACAUGGAGUCAAAGUCCAAAGAUGCUAUUAAACUAACUUCUGGAAACGAAUCGCAAUUCUUAUCACCUGGCCCGUUUCCAGAAGCGAAACUUGCCGACCAAGAGCGGAAACCACUAGAAAUUGCUGUUUCACCAACUGCCAAAAUAGGCUCGCGUCUUGUUGAACAGUUCAGUGAUGGUGAUCUCGCCUCGUUGGAGACGAAUUUAGUCGAUGAAGAUUCUGAUUCCGAUUGUGAGGACAUUCGAAGAAUUCAAGUUGAAAUCGACGACCGCCCGAUUGAUUUGACCGUUCUGCCGCACAUUAAACGAGCUCUAUCAGAAGAAAAUCAUCAAAAACUGAACCAGCGGACAGACAUUAAAGAUGGACAUGACGAGCCCUCCCACAAGAAAGGCCAGACCCACGACGUCGAACUUGGUUCGACGUCUGCACCACAUCUACCUGAUUUAAUUACUCCUAGGACCUCGAGACCAGCUACACCAUUUUCAAAAUCACCUUCACGGUCAUUGGACAUAAACGACGGCGAAAGGUUGUCCCCUUCUACGUCAGGUUCAUCAUAUACAACCUCUUCGUCGGGCUCAGUCAGUAUCCCAACAAAAAAGGCUUCCAGACUUCCUUUACGAGGUCUUGCUCAACAUCUCCGCUCUGGUAGCAGCUCAGUCAAACCUGCAAAUAUAACUGCAGCACUGUCGUCUUUACCACUGGCAAUCACACGUACACAAUUACCUUCACUUGGGGUCUCUUCAACGGUGGAAGGUGACAAACCUCUUGCUUAUGGUACCAAAAAGCCCACGAGUAAGCCAUUAGUUGGCAGCUUGGAUACACGGACCCAGGGUUCUAUCAACCCUGAUACGACUGCAAUCCCACAUACCCCGCCCAAAAAGGGUGUGCCUUUAUCGGGGUAUAAACAAGCCUCUUCAAUAUCCAGUGGUACAAUUUACCAACGCACACCUGCUGUCGCCGAGAAGAACUCUUCUAAAUCUUCCAUGGGACAAAGUUUCAUACGUCGCCUUUCGAAUUCACCUCUUUCUAAACCCAAACCUAACUCUACUACACCAUCGGUCAGAUGUGAUAUUACCCACCUUGCCCCUCCUUCUAGCCCACCAUCUCCAGGUUCACUUACUAAGCCCCGCUCACAUACUAUCAACACGGUUUCCCCUCUACCUCCAACUUUAUCUACUCCCAGUCCAGAAGCCUUGAGAGCUAAAUCAACUAAGCCCAGAUCGCACACUGUCAAUUCCUAUUCCCCAACCACUCGCUCUCCUUUAUCUCGGCUUGCUGCAGAUGCUUCUGCCGAGUACAACGCCAAUUUCACGCCGACUAAGGACACCCGUUCAAACCAACACUCUCCUCCAGUGAAAUCACUUGCACCCAAAUCUUCAUUAUCUCCUAGAACAGGUGUAGCAACCAGCAACUCUCCUGCUUCUCCUUCUCCUCUUCGUGUUCGUGACAAGUCGUCUUUAAUCAAACGUCAGGGUUCUCAGUCGUCGUCUGAAGAGGUCAACCCUGCUCCACCUACUGCUGCUUUCAUGCGCCCCGCCGUGAGCCCAGCAUCGAAUACGAAAAGGAUGACAAAUUCCAUUGCACCAUUGAUUCCUAACUGGUCGCCGGCUACUGCAAACGGUGGGGGCCUUACCCCCAAGCAAUGCAGGAGUAUGUUCAGGAACAGUUUGAGCAUGGUCGUCCGGUAG